GUUCUUCGCGUGGAAACUACCCGAGAGAUGGGCACCAAUGGGCGGAGCCACAGAUCUCCCCGGCGCCUGUCGAUGAUCCACGAGGAAGCGACGAAGCUCGAGAAAGACACAAUCAAGCUCGAGAAGGAGGCCAAAGACAAGGAGACGAAGCUUGCGAGCAUCCGCGCCGCAUUGGCGAUGGAGCACCGGGUGCGAGAGGAUAUCAGCAAAGAAGCUAAAAGCAAGGGCUCUUGGUGGCAUUCCCCACAGAGAAGCAAAUGCAGUGAUUUGCUAUCAAGAUCAAGGUCGAGCACGAAACCAUUACACGAGCUCAAGACGAUUCGCAGUGGUUCUUCCUGCUCGUUAAGUGCGUCAGAGACCUUACUUCCACUUUGCAUUUACAUCUCAAAUCUUUGUAGCUUUCCAGAGACGACUACCACCGAGAACGAGCUCAUGAGCCGGAUCUGCCAGGACAUGACCAUCGACCAAGACUAUGAUCUCGACAGCACCAGAUAUAACUCGUCGCUCAAGAGAGCAUCCAACAUGCUACUGAGCUCUUUUGGCAGCGAUACAAGUUUCGAAGGAACCAAGCUAAGCCAGUCAUCAUCCUCGGCUAGAGGAACUCCAGUCGACCUGAGCCCGAGAAGGGAUCGGUUCCCGGUGGAGGAGCAGCUAAGCCAGUCGAGCUCGAUGCUUACGGACGAUCCUCGCUGCAUGGGGAUUCAGACAGACCAUUUCUGUCCACCGUCAGUCAUGGAAAACACUGCGGCUCCUCUUCCCCCGAAGCGUGAAAAGACUUACUUCGAGCACGUAAGUUUCCUCUCCUCUUUUGGUUUUAAGUUUGUGUUUGUUUUGGCAGCUCGUUGCGCAAGCUCACAUGAUUCCCAAGAGAUCCCUGUACGAAACAAACAUCUGAUAAUCAGAAAACGUCAACAACAGUUUUGUACCUACCUGGAAGAUUUCGAUCCUGGCCAAUCAAAGCCGCCUUUUAAGUAUAGCUUGUACCGCUCGAUGUAGCUGACAGCCAAGCUCGGUGUCAAGUUCUUGAGAAGUAUGUUCACCAUCUACUUAGUUUUUAGGAAAGAUAUUGUCGUUCGAGCUCGAUAACUAGUUAAAUGCUUGCAAGAUCUUGUAACGAAGCAAAUGUUUCCUCUAAGAGAAGAACUCUGCGAUUGUAGUA
Molecule: messenger RNA, 1159 nt
Organism: Selaginella moellendorffii
Lineage: Eukaryota; Viridiplantae; Streptophyta; Lycopodiopsida; Selaginellales; Selaginellaceae
Exons: 5
Coding region: 28-996 (322 amino acids)
Source: RefSeq, a predicted model, not a curated record